GUCCGGGGAGGAGAGAGAAGAAAGGAAAGAGAAGAGCUUUCCUUGCAUUUGAAAAAGGGAGCAGAACCAAACAAAUAUCAAUAGCAACAAAAAAGUUGUGUGUUUUUUUGUUGCAAGAGAAAUACCCAAAAGGGGAGAAGCCCACAGGGAGGCCUGUCUUGAGGAGCUUGAUCACUGCUCCAACGGACCUCUUCUUCUGUGUUGGCUUUCUCUGUGUCAACAGAUCUGAGCAAUCCACGAGGGAUUGAUGUGAACUCUUAGCUCCGGAUUUAAGGUUUUGCUUCUAUAGGGGCCGUUUUUCACAUUAUAGUUUCAUGUGCCGAAGUUCUGUGUUGUCGUAUUAUUCACGGGGAGAACAGAGGGACUGAAAGUAGCUAGAGGUGCCUGAAAACAUAGAAUCACUAUCUGGGAUUCUCAACCAUUCUGGAUUUGCUUGACAGCUAGAAAGUGGCAUGGCUGUCGCCAAGAGCAACAGCAGUAGUGGAACACCAAAGCAACCAUGCAAUUGCUACAAAGUUGCAAGCUUGAGUGAGACCAUUUUGGAAACAAGCCAGACUGAGAAUUUAAAGGAUCGAUAUGUUCUUGGGGAAGAAUUAGGAUGGGGUCAAUUUGGUGUGAUUAGAGUCUGCACAGAUAAGUUAACUGGGGAAUUGUUGGCGUGCAAAUCAAUUUCUAAAGACAGAUUAGUUACCUCAGAUGAUGCUAGGAGUGUGAAGCUUGAAAUUGAAAUAAUGACUAGGUUAUCAGGACACCCAAAUGUUGUAGACCUUAAAGCAGUUUAUGAGGAUGAAGACUAUGUUCAUUUGGUAAUGGAGCUUUGUGCUGGAGGGGAGCUUUUCCACCGGUUAGAGAAGUAUGGGCGUUUCUCAGAGACUGAAGCUAGGAUUCUCUUCAGACAUCUGAUGCAAGUAGUUUUAUAUUGUCAUGAAAUUGGGGUAGUUCACAGAGAUUUAAAGCCAGAGAAUAUCCUCUUGGCUACCAAAGCCUCGUUGUCACAAAUCAAACUGGCAGACUUUGGCCUUGCAACCUACAUCAAACCUGGUCAAAGUUUGCUUGGGACUGUUGGCAGUCCAUUUUAUAUAGCUCCAGAGGUUUUGGCUGGGGGGUAUAAUCAAGCUGCUGAUGUGUGGAGUGCAGGGGUCAUUCUGUACAUACUCCUUAGUGGUACACCACCAUUUUGGGGUAAGACUAAGUCACGGAUAUUUGAUGCUGUUAGGGCUGCUGCUCUCCGGUUCCCUUCAAAACCUUGGGACCACAUAUCUGAAUCUGCAAGGAAUUUAGUCAGGGGAAUGCUCAAUACAGAUCCUUCUCAGAGGUUCACUGCUCAACAGGUUUUAGAUCAUUCCUGGAUGAAGGAUGAUAAUGGAUCUUAUAAUGAAUUGGGUGGACAUUUAACUGAAAAUCAUGGAAAUUGGAAAUUUGGCUGUGGUUCAUUCUCUUUCUCCAGGGAUCAGGAUAUCAGUUUUGGCAUGAGUUCACCAGUUAUUUCUGGUGUCCAAUCACCGGCAGUGACAUGUAGAACAUCAUUUUCCUCUUUCCUGUUGGAACAAGCUACACCUAGCCAUGCCUCAGGUGGAUUUUGUUUCCAAAGCGUUAAUUCUGAUGCUGCAGAUUUCUCUUCCCCUAUACCCUCCAUGCCAAGUUUUGCAUUUUUCAGUUCAAGUGUGGUAGAACAAGGGAUUUGCUCAUCAGAUUUCUCACCCAAUAUUCCAAGAAUAGGCAUAAUUCAUGGAGAUUCUGAUGUGGGCAAGCUUCCUAUGUUGUCAGAUUCUUCUGCUUGCUGUUGGCCUGAAGCAAGAGCAACAGAGCAAAAGACAGCUGAGGUUAAAGCAAUGGGGGCAAAUGGGUCGAGGAUGUUAGGCUUCCAUAGCAAGAGGAACCACACAAUUGGUGUUGGUGAACGAGAACAACUUCAUUUCAUGGUGUCUGAAUCAGUUAUCCGCUGGGCAUCAUGCACGAAUCUCCCUACUGCCACAUCCCUGAGGUCUUCCCUUGUGUGUUGAGCUGAAAAUGUGGGGUGAGUUUGAUGGUUCUAACUUCUGAUGAAGUAUUAACACAUGCAGAAACUGCCACGUAACAGUUUUAUAGCUAAUGUGUAAUAUUAGUCGCGCAUUGUGCCUAUGUUAUUGAGUGUUAAAUGGGUGGGUGUCAAUGAGUGGUUUUGCCGGGUGUGUUAUAUGUAACCUUUUUCUCAUGCGUUAGGUAGGAAGAGUGACAAAUCGUGGCUGCAGGUUUUUCCUGAGUGUAUUAUGUAUUAUAAAGGAAU
This is a messenger RNA of Rubroshorea leprosula, 2266 nucleotides long. Lineage: Eukaryota; Viridiplantae; Streptophyta; Magnoliopsida; Malvales; Dipterocarpaceae. The record is from the annotation of a GenBank genome assembly.